This is a messenger RNA of Salvia miltiorrhiza (redroot sage), 628 nucleotides long. RefSeq names its product 60S ribosomal protein L14-2-like. Gene Ontology annotation, molecular function: RNA binding; structural constituent of ribosome. NCBI's taxonomy places the organism in Eukaryota, Viridiplantae, Streptophyta, Magnoliopsida, Lamiales, Lamiaceae. Gene Ontology annotation, cellular component: ribosome; cytosolic large ribosomal subunit. Gene Ontology annotation, biological process: ribosomal large subunit biogenesis; translation. The transcript has a single exon. The record is from RefSeq and is a predicted model, not a curated record. Bases 57 to 461 code for a protein of 134 amino acids.
UGCUCCGCCUCUGCUCUAACAUCACAGCACACACAUUCACUUCUCUGCAGCAGAAAAUGUCGUUCAAGAGGUACGUCGAGAUCGGGAGGGUGGCCCUCGUCAACUACGGAAAAGACUACGGAAAGCUUGUCGUCAUCGUCGAUGUUAUCGACCAGAACAGGGCUCUUGUUGACUCACCUGACAUGGUAAGAAGCCAGAUGAAUUUCAAGAGGCUUUCUCUUACAGACAUCAAAAUUGACAUCAAGAGGGUGCCGAAGAAGAAGACUCUUGUUGCUGCUAUGGAGGCUGCUGAUGUUAAGGGAAAAUGGGAAAGUAGCUCUUGGGGCAGAAAGUUGAUUGUUCAGAAGAGAAGGGCUUCCCUCAACGAUUUUGACCGGUUUAAGCUUAUGUUGGCCAAGAUCAAGAAAGCGGGAGUUGUCCGACAAGAGCUGGCUAAGCUUAAGAAAGAGACUGCUGCAUGAGUAGUAUAGAUUUUGGUUUUUGGUUUUUGGCUUUUGGUGUAGGAUUUUGAGACUUGUAUUUGUUUCUUUUGCAGCCCUUAUGUUUCAUAUUUUCUUGUUUUGAGUAAUCAUUUUUUCACUUAACCUUUUACUGUUUUGGCUCUUUAAACAAAAUUAUCGUAUUCCAA